AGGGCGCGGCGCGGCCGGGGGGAGCGAGAUGCCUGUGACCGUGGGCCCGUACGGGCAAUCGCAGCCCAGCUGCUUUGACAGAGUAAAGAUGGGUUUCAUGAUGGGCUUUGCAGUGGGCAUGGCAGCAGGAGCGCUGUUUGGCACGUUUUCCUGCCUCAGGAUUGGCAUGAGAGGACGAGAGCUGAUGGGUGGAGUUGGCAAAACGAUGAUGCAAAGUGGUGGGACGUUUGGGACAUUCAUGGCUAUUGGUAUGGGAAUCCGCUGCUAACCUGGAGCUUGGGUUUUAACCCGGAGUGCCCCGGUCCAGCCAUUCCUCCUCUGUACCAUAAUAAAAUCUUUAGAUACCUGGAAGUGAGAGCUCUUCAUGAAAUGGUGAACCACCAUCCUCCUUGCUCUGCUGAUUGUAAACAUGCUUUUUACCAAAUUUCUACUUUCCUCCCAUCUCUUACUCCUGUGACAAUGAGAAUAAAUAAUCCUUUGUACUACAUUAAAGUUCCUAUUUCACAG
This is a messenger RNA of Gavia stellata (red-throated loon), 507 nucleotides long. RefSeq names its product reactive oxygen species modulator 1 (gene ROMO1). The record is from RefSeq and is a predicted model, not a curated record. Gene Ontology annotation, cellular component: TIM23 mitochondrial import inner membrane translocase complex. Bases 29 to 268 code for a protein of 79 amino acids. NCBI's taxonomy places the organism in Eukaryota, Metazoa, Chordata, Aves, Gaviiformes, Gaviidae. Gene Ontology annotation, biological process: protein import into mitochondrial matrix; protein insertion into mitochondrial inner membrane. The transcript has 3 exons.